AUGAACUUCCUAGCAAAGAGGAGCCCGCAAAUUCAAGGUGUCAUAAAUUCAGGCGUGCCUGGUCCGGGCGCCCAAAAUCGAUUGAAUACAGGGCAACCUAUCAGGCAAAAUCUAACGCCUUUUCAACAAGCUACAACAGUUCCUGCUGCAGUUUCAACGGUUCCUGCUGUAGUUUCAACAGUUCCUGCUGCAGUUUCAACGGUUCCUGUUGCAGCUACAGCGGUUUCUGCGGCUCAACCUGCAGGACAGGUGGCUGGUGCUCAAACUCAACCUGCAGGUCAGCCAGUGAACACGAUAAUGCGAACUACGGCACAAGCGUCAACUCUUUCAGGGCAACCUGCUGUUUCAGCUCCUUCUGUUGGAACUUCUCCGCAAGGAAGUACCAACGCUGCUUCUACAAAUGACAUCGAGGAUCCUAAUGACGAUCUUGCUGAAGACGAUGCCGCCGAUGACGAUACGUAUGACGAGGAUCAGUUGGACCGCGAUGAACUAGAUUCAGAACCUGAGGCCCCCUGUGUGCCACGUCGGCGCCGGCGUAGACGUCGAUGUCGUCACCCUUAUCCUCAUAUGAGUCGAAGGCUGCGUGGACCAGGACCGCCAGAGUACGACGAUUAUGAAAGAACCCGAAAACAAAAUGAUUGGGUGGACUUUAGAGGGGAUCCAGGGUUUUUUGAUCAGGGAAACCAAGGAGGCAACCAAGGAGGUAACCAAGGAGGCAACCAAGGUGGCAACCAAGGAGGCAACCGAGAAGGCAACCGAGAAGGCAACCGAGAAGGCAACCAAGGAGGCAACACGGGUGGGAUUGGAGGUCAAGGUGGAAUUGAUGGUCAGGGAGGAAAUGGUGGUCAGGGAGGAAAUGAAGGUCAAGGUCAAGGGGGCACAGGAGGCAGAGGUGGCGGUAGGGGAGGAAGAGGGGGAAUGGGAGGUGGAGGAGGUGGUGGUGAGGGGGGAGGCAGGGCAGAGGGAACUGGUAAGAUAUUUCUUUGUAGGAUGUUAUCGGAAAUCAACAGCAAUAGCAUCGGGCGGGGGCUUGUCCGUUCAUUUCCUAGACAGCACUUGUGA
This is a messenger RNA of Pocillopora meandrina, 1062 nucleotides long. The record is from the annotation of a GenBank genome assembly. Lineage: Eukaryota; Metazoa; Cnidaria; Anthozoa; Scleractinia; Pocilloporidae.